Molecule: messenger RNA, 1084 nt
Organism: Bactrocera oleae (olive fruit fly)
Lineage: Eukaryota; Metazoa; Arthropoda; Insecta; Diptera; Tephritidae
Product: chymotrypsin-1
Biological process (GO): proteolysis
Molecular function (GO): serine-type endopeptidase activity
Source: RefSeq, a predicted model, not a curated record
GAUAUACUUAGUUCAACGGUCAUAAAUGAGCGGACCAAAUGGGACAAAUCGGUGUAAGCACCAGCUGGUUUUGCCACUCAGUCAUUUCGCACAGCUCUAGCUAUUUAAACGCAUAUCAGAUUCAGUGGGUGAAAGUCAAAAAUAACGCCAAAAUGCAUUUCCGGCCAAUAAUUUCGAUAUUACUCCUCUUUAUUAUCACUACAACGACGGCUAAGCGCUUGAUCAAGCCCAGUCAGCGUCUCUUAGCACGCCAGAGUGAAAGUGGCAGUGUUCAGCAGGAAGGGCGUAUCGUUGGCGGCACAAAUGCCGACCCAGGGUUCGCUUCAUAUCAAGUAUCCAUACAAGGCCAAUAUAACGGUCAUUGGUGUGGUGGCACCAUCAUCGACAAACGGUGGAUACUAACAGCGGCACAUUGCAUUGAUGGCUACAAUCCGCCUUAUCUGCGCAUCAUAACGGGUACUGUGGAGUGGGAUCAACCGCACGCUAUCUAUCACUCGGACGAGUUUUAUACGCAUUGUAAUUACGAUAAACCGGAUUAUGCCAAUGAUAUUGGACUCAUACAUUUGAAUGACUCCAUUGUAUUCGAUCAAUAUACACAAGCGGUGCCAUUGGCGUCGAAAGCGUUAGAGGAUAAUGCUGAGGCUAUACUCACCGGUUGGGGCGAUAUGGGCUACGGUGGUCCGUCAACGAAAAUAUUGCAGAAAAUUACAUUACGUCACAUGAGUCACAAGCGCUGUGCCGAAGUGUAUAAGGAUGAGGAGAUACUGGAUGUGGGUCACAUUUGUACAUACACCAAAGAAGGUGAGGGUGCCUGUCAAGGCGACUCUGGUGGUCCUUUGAUUAGCGGCGGUGAACUAGUCGGCAUCGUUAACUGGGGUCAGCCUUGUGCUGUGGGUUAUCCAGAUGCAUAUGCAAGUGUUUACUUCCAUCGUGAUUGGAUACGUCGUGUCAUGUCGGGCACAUGCAAGACAUGCCACUGUGAAGCAAGCAAUUAUCCUUCAUUUGGGAGUAAAAAAUAAAUACGUUAAAAGGUUUGAAUAAAAUAUACUCACAAAGUAUAGUAAGUUAUAGUAAAGGUUUUGAA